AUGAGAACGUAUAGGGGUAUGGAGUUUAGAAGUAAGGAGGUGAAUAAAUAUCUCCAACAUGAGGGAAUUCAUCAUUUCUACGCAAUUAACACUGGGACAAAGGCUAACUACGCUAAAGCAAUAAUCAAAAAUCUGAAGAAAAGACUAUUCAGGAACAUGUUAAAAAAGAGAACACAACGAUACAUUAAUGUUCUCAAAAAUAUAGUUCAAGGAUAUAACCGCACAAUUAAUAGGAGUCUAGGAAGAAGACCCAUAGACUUAAUGAAAGAGAAUGAAGGAGAGAGUAGGCUUCAGCAGUAUUUACUUAGGACCAAAGGGGGUAGUAAAAUUGUGGAAAUGGAAGGACCAUUACAUAUUGAUUUGUUUCAACAACCCAAGUUACUCAUCAAUGGAGUCAGUGUAGGCAUUAAACUACACCGUGACACCUUUACACUGAUCACUGAUGCCCUGUCUCCUGACUUUCGCGUAAAAAUAGUGGAUGCGCAUUUCAGACUUUGUAUUCAACGAUUGAGUAGCUGUGUAUUAGUAGCACAUGACAGACUUAUUCAAGACACGCCAGCCAGUUACCCUUACCUACGUACAGACAUCAAGACAACGUCCAUUGCUUCCGGCCAGUUUAGUUACAGCGCAGAUGAUAUAUUUCAAGGACUUGUACCAAGUAAACUGAUAGUAGGUCUCGUUCCUAGUGCGGCAUUUAAUGGCGAUUACACACAGAAUCCGUUCAACUUAAAGCAUUAUAACUGUAGUUCCAUAGGCCUUUACGUCGAUGGAUAA
Molecule: messenger RNA, 774 nt
Organism: Mercenaria mercenaria
Lineage: Eukaryota; Metazoa; Mollusca; Bivalvia; Venerida; Veneridae
Exons: 2
Coding region: 1-774 (257 amino acids)
Molecular function (GO): nucleic acid binding
Source: RefSeq, a predicted model, not a curated record